Parathielavia appendiculata is the source of this 2195-nucleotide messenger RNA. Its product is annotated as homoserine O-acetyltransferase. Lineage: Eukaryota; Fungi; Ascomycota; Sordariomycetes; Sordariales; Chaetomiaceae. Bases 277 to 1737 code for a protein of 486 amino acids. Gene Ontology annotation, molecular function: homoserine O-acetyltransferase activity. The transcript is spliced from 3 exons. Gene Ontology annotation, biological process: L-homoserine metabolic process. The record is from RefSeq and is a predicted model, not a curated record.
UGCAGCCCGCAAAGCUAGCAUGGAUGGAUUUCGGGUGAAUGGCGCAAUCUACGCUUGCGGCUCCGCGACAGAUCGCCGCCCCAAUGAAUGCUUGACGGAACCCCCGUAAGUUACGAAGUACAGGUAUCGGCAACUGCAACCUUCUCUAUGACUCCUCCCUGUUGUACCCAGUAUUUUUGAUAGCAAGUGUGCAGCCGCUGGGCACGCCUUCUUCUCCAUUCCUCCCCAGUUCAUCUCAACCUCUCCCGCCCCGAUCAGUCUCUUCUCGCAUUCGCCAUGACCCCAGAUUCUGUACCUAGUGGCCCACGGCCGAAUUACGAAAGAAUCUCGUCGCAGCCCGAGAAUCCGUUCGCGGCUCUCAUCCCGGACCAGCACAUAGCUGUGAUCCCGUCAUUCACGCUCGAGUCCGGGGUGACCCUCUACAAUGUCCCCGUCGCAUACACGACCCGUGGCACACUUUCCCCUAAUGGCGACAAUGUCAUGGUUAUCUGUCAUGCUCUCACGGGCAGCGCCGAUGUCAGCGACUGGUGGGGCCCAUUGCUCGGAGGCCUUGGCCGGGCAUUCGAUACUUCCCGCUUCUUUGUUGUGUGCAUGAACAGUCUGGGGAGUCCAUACGGAACGGCGAGUCCAGUUACGGCCAAGGACGGAGACCCGUCCAAAGGCCGUUAUGGUCCCGAGUUCCCUCUGACAACCAUCCGAGAUGAUGUCAGGCUGCACAAGUUGCUUCUCGACGAGCUUGGCGUUAAACAGAUUGCUGCCGUAAUUGGAGGGUCGCUUGGGGGCAUGUUCGUCCUCGAAUGGGCCUACUUCGGCAAGGAUUAUGUUCGGUGCAUCGUCCCCAUCGCCACCUCAAGCAGGCACAGCGCAUGGGGCAUCAGCUGGGGCGAGGCCCAGCGGCAGUCUAUCUAUGCGGACCCCAAGUACGACGACGGCUACUAUUCGUUUUCCGACCCGCCGUCGACAGGCCUCGGGGCCGCCCGCAUGGCUGCACUUCUGACUUACAGGAGCCGGAACUCGUUUGAAGCACGCUUUGGCCGCAACGUUCCUGAUUCCUCGCGCCGGCAGACGAUUCGCGAAAGGCCCUCACCCUCCACCCCGUCCGAGGCUCACUUCCACAUCCACAACGACGGGCACAAGUGGAAGCGGAGUCCGUCGCGCACAAACAGCGACGGAGGACAGACUCCUAAAUACGACAGCAACGAUUCCUCCCAUGACCCGCAGUUCCACGGCCCCAAGAACGGCAGCCUCACAGGCGGCGAAGUGAUGCCGAAGGGCUCGACCUAUUUCUCUGCUCAGUCUUAUCUACGUUACCAGGGCGAAAAGUUCGUCAAGCGCUUCGACAGCAACUGCUACAUUGCCAUGACCCGCAAGUUGGACACGCACGACGUGAGCCGGGGCCGUGCCGGCACGAUAGCCGAGGCGCUGGCCAUGAUCGAACAACCUACUCUGGUUCUCGGCAUUGAGAGCGAUGGGCUGUUCACGUUUGCUGAGCAGGAGGAGCUGGCCGAGCACAUCAAGAACGCCCGGCUGGAGAAGAUCGACAGUCCCGAAGGUCACGACGCCUUUCUCUUGCAGUUCGAGCAGGUAAACCAUUAUAUCCUCGAUUUUUUGAGGGAGGUUCUCCCCGAUAUCAUGGAUAAGGAUACGGAUGGAGCGGUGGUGGAGAGCUCAGUCGGCCAGCUCACGAAGAGCAGCACGUUUGGUGAGGCUGAAGUGGAGGACAUUACAGCCUGGUAGUGCUCUGGCUCUCAUUUCCCGAAUCAACCGAUUCAAUCCCGUCCAAGGCUUCCGUGACUCGGUGUCAUCGCGCUGAGGUUGCCGAUCCCGGAAGUAACCCUCUCCGCCUCAGCCAUGCGGCACCACAUUGGAGGAGGAAUAAUGUAUCCCAUGGCCAGGGAAGCAAUGGAUGCGGGGAAGGCUUGCACUAGAUGCUCGGUCUCCCGCCCCGGCUAUAACCACGUUAGCCAUGGCGUGGGGAAGAUGACUCCAAAUCAGCAGCACCCCGCAGCGCGUGGCGCAGAACGUGCCUCAGAUCCCGUUUUGGGACGGCGGGCUUAUUAGCCAACCUCUCUAACCUGCAGAUCAUUUCAGACUGCACUGCCUGUUUCAACCCGGACAUACUAUGUUGUCGAUAGAGGAGGCAUUGGAAAAAGGACGGACAUGUUUAAACGAGAAGAAUAGAGCACUUUGACCAG